This is a messenger RNA of Penicillium odoratum, 645 nucleotides long. RefSeq lists its product as uncharacterized. NCBI's taxonomy places the organism in Eukaryota, Fungi, Ascomycota, Eurotiomycetes, Eurotiales, Aspergillaceae. The coding region runs from base 1 to 645 and encodes 214 amino acids. The record is from RefSeq and is a predicted model, not a curated record. The transcript has a single exon.
AUGGAGACCAACAAAAGCGAGGACCCAGAGGACGAAUCUGAAGAGGAACCAGAGACCAACCACAAAAACCCAGUCCUUGGCAUCAGACAAGAGAAGUUGUCUACGAAUACUCCAGCCAAAAGAGCAGCAUCCACGAGGCCCAAACGUUCAAGCCGGUCAACAACCAGACAUUCAAAAGCAGAAUAUCCUGGCAUCCAACUCCGCACACUGGUGGACAUGACCGUCACCCAACUGUGCACGUUUUGGGAACAAAUUGAACAAAACCUGGAACUCAGAUAUUGUGAACUUCCUGAUGUCAGGAUCCCGAAGCAGAUGAGGAUAGAAGUGCGUGAAAUGAAAGCCAUCAGUACGGAUGCAACUACCAAUUUGAUUAUGAGGAUCGAGGCACUCCCAGCCAGGAUCAAUAAUCUGGGUGAGCAGGCUAGAAGCGAACAGGAUGAUCCAUGCGAUGACCUUGACUAUCUUGUGUUUCAUAAGUAUCUUGUGGUCUUGUCUGCUAUCUGUCAAGCUAGAGAGCUGAUCGGGGAGGCGGAUGAGAUGUUUCGGCCUUGGUUGUAUGAGUUGCUGCAGGCUGCUACCAAUGGCAUCCACCUUCGUCUUGAGGAACAGCGAGUUAAAAUCAAGCUUCAGGGUGGUCAAAGUUGA